AUUGAUGCGGCUCUCAAAUUGGCGUCAUUAGGGAGGCUGGUGUCCCUGGUGGCCUCGGCUCGCGUCACGUUUUCUGUUGGCGGGCAUCGAUCGGACAGCCAGCGGCGACUGGGCACAGCAGCCCGUGCCCCGCGACCAGCCAACAAAGGCCCCCCCCGCUGUUAGUGCUGGGGCUUCUCGGGGGGUCUAUCCACCCAGCCCCUGCUCCCUGACGCCGCCGCCGCCGCCGCGUGACAACAAUUAAUCCAUGAGAAAAAUCGCAGCGAGAGUGUCGGUGUUGUUUUGAGCGGUGGCCGCCAGUCGCCUGUUUGGGAAAAGCGAGGCUCCCUCCCAGGCGUUGUGGCCGCGGGGCGUGCGUGGUGCCCACUGCCAGGGGGCCGCCUCCCCGCCCGGCAGUGUCUUGGGGGCGGGCACGGCCAGGAAGCCUCGGACACGGGCCCUGAAAUCCACGCCCGGAAUCCCUCUGGUUGGUAACAGCUGGAAUCCGAACGGGAAUCGAUUCCUUGCACGCGUGACGUCACCGGUAGCCAUGGCAACCCCGUCCGUCCCCCGCCUGCCCUCCGCCCCCCCUCCCGUGACGUUGACCGGCGGCAGCCAAUGAGGGCGCUCGGCCACGCGACGGAGGAAGGGGACCUGGAAUAUGAUUGGGCGGGGGAUUCCCAGUCUUGAAGCCUUCAUUUGGAAGUGGUGGCGGUGCCGUGGUCGCCUGGAAGAGCCCGCCAGAGACUGUUGUGCUGGAAUGUGCUGCGAGGACGCCCACCUGCACUAGUGGAGCCCCAGCACCCGCACAAGACCCCGCUCCGACUCCUUCAGCGCCGCCUUCAGCAGUCAUGCUAGCCGCUACGAGGGCGUGAAGGAGAUACACGACUGUAGGUGCUCUUUGGUGACUGCGGCAGCCAUCUUGAGUGGUGACGGAGGGCUGUGUGAUGGCCGGGCGUGAGUGAGACCCCGGGCCAGCCAGCAUAGACGGCAGUGUUAUUGUUGUUGUUGUUACCGUUGUUGUUGUUACUGUGGUGUUGUUGUUGGUGGGCGCGGCGGUGCAAAAGCCGGCAAGGUGGAGACUCCGGGUAUCAUCUCGUCCCUGUCGAAAGUGUUCACCAUGGGGACGGUGCUGUCCUUCAGCCCCAGGGAGCAGAAGCCCUACUACGGCGACUACACCCUCAACAACCACAGCUACGAGGCCAUCAACAACGUGCGCAACAAGGAGAAGGCGGCCGUCAACAAUGAGAACGCCAACAUCCUCAACGAGAGGAACGCCCUGGAGCGGAACUUCAAGAAGCACUCUCUGUUCAUUAACGCGCUCAGCUGGAAGCGCUUCUCCAACACCAACAAGAAGAAGCUGGACAACAAGAACAAGAACCUCGCGCUGCGCCAGCCGCUGGACAACAUCCACCCCUUCAUAGACAACAACAAGAACAUCCAGAAGGCGCUGUCCUGCUACAACAUCAGGCCCAGCUCCAUGGGACACCUCGACCUCGUGCGUGUCAACAACAACAAUCAACACACGCCCACAGAGAAGCUGCCCCCUAAGGCCACCCUCACCUCCGCCCCUUCCACCCACACCCACGACCUCCGCUCCGCCCUGGUGCCCGCCCCGCUGCCCGCACCGCAGCCCCCGCACCACCACCACCACCACCACCACCACAAGACCCAGCAGACCCUCGGCCCCGUGCUGGCGCCUUCGCUCUCCACCGGCAGCAACUCCUCCGGGUGCGGGUCGUCGGCCACCACCCCCACAGGCGUCAGUCCCACGAAAAAGACAGUAAUCCAGGCGUCCACCUCGGAGCUGCUCAAGUGUCUGGGGCUGUACCUGCACCGCACCUGCUCCCGACUCAGGGAUUUCCAGGCCGGGGACGCCGUCAUGUGGCUACGCACCGUGGAUCGCUCCCUGCUGCUUCAAGGAUGGCAGGACAUCGCGUUCAUCAAUCCCGCCAACGUGGUGUUCGUGUACAUGCUGGUGCGGGAGCUGGUCGGCGAGGAGGAGGUGCACAGCGAGCAGGAGCUGCAGGCCGUGGUGCUCACCUGCCUCUACCUCUCCUACUCCUACAUGGGCAACGAGAUCUCCUACCCGCUGAAACCCUUCCUGGUGGAGGAGGACAAGGACCGCUUCUGGGACCGCUGCCUCUUCAUCAUCAACACGCUGAGCGGCUCCAUGCUGCGGAUCAACGCGGAGCCUUCCUUCUUCACCGAGGUGUUCACGGAGCUCAAGGCAUGCGGCCAGCAGCCCCCGCCGCCGCCGCCGCCGCAGCAGCACCAGCACCAGCACCAGCACCAGCAGCAGCAGCCUCAGCAGCCUCAGCAGCCACACCACCACCAACAGCAGCAACAACAGCAGCAGCAGUCACAGAAGCAGCAGCAGCAGCAGCAGCAGCAGCAGCAGCAGCAGGUCCUCGUGCCGCAGCAAGUGGUGGUGCAGCAACAGGUGUCCCUGCCGGUGCCGCAGCAGCCCCAGCAGACGGCGGCCUGAGCGGGGCGUGGGAGGCCAUCGCACACCAGUACUCAGUAGACAGACUGCUUGUUGUUGUUGUUGUUGUUGGGGCGAGGACCGGGACCUCCGGGGGCCGGGAGUGGGCCGGGCAGGCGGGAGACCCAGGGCCGCCCUCCGCGUCUUCCAGGGACACCCGCGCCCUGCCCCGCCCCUGGAGCCGCCGCACCCCGUCGACGGAGAGUUGUUACUGUUGGUGACGCGGGACCGAGGCCGCUGCGGGACUGCUGUUACGUUGUCACUAUGAUUGUGAUCUUCAUUGUCCGUGUUAGGCCGGUCAUUUAUCUUUAUCAUUAUCAUGUUCAUAGGUUUCAUAUUUCACCAUUAUCAUCGGCAACGGUUGUGUUAAUGUUUUGUUCGCGGCCCAGCGGCCCAGCGGCCCACGUUGCCGCCGCGGCCAGCUGCAGGCGCCGCCACAAGCCACACGCCCGCCGUGCACCGCCGCCCCGCGCACCGCCGCCCCCACUCCCGUGGCGGCCGGCAGGGUGGCGCGUGCGGCGGUCACGCCCCGGGGACUGGGCCUUCUCCGGCAGGUGAGGGCGGGGAGUGCCUCCUUCCCCAGGUCGCGGCCCGAGUGGCGCCAUACGAGGUGUUCCCGUCAGCAGCGUCGCCCCACGCCGCGGGACAGGACGGGACACCGCGGCGCAUUGCAGUCCUUCACGCCAGGCCGCGGCAGAGCGCUGUGCUGUGGCUGAGGUACUGAGGACCAGUAAUCAAACCUUGACGAGGCUCGGCGCGCCAAGUGUCGGCCAAACAACACAAUUAUUUUGAUAGGUUGUACUUUUACACUUCUCCGUAACCCUAAGGCUGCCCAGAGCUUGGGCGCGGGGCACCGGGUGCAUCGCGCCCUCAAAUAUAAAUAAAUAAAUAAUAAUAUAUAUAUAUAUAUAUAUAUAUAUAUAUAUAUAUAUAUAUAUAUAUAUAUAUAUAUAUAUAUAUAUAUAUAUAUAUAUAUAUGAAUAAAUGAAUAUAUCCCCAGAUACGGUUGUGCUUUUGAUACUAAUGGUGGGAGCGAGGUGGCGGCGGCGCCCACACUCCCCUGCCGCCCUGCAGGAAACCAAAGACUGUCGCUUAGUGAUACAGGGGCGGCGGGGCGUGUCUGGCUCCCAGCGCCACUGGAGAGCGACAGGCCGCGGCAGGGCGUCGCUGCCGCCCCGCUCCACGGGGCACCGCAGAAGCCAGGCGGGCAGUGUGCGGCAGGCAGCUGUAAGGCGGGGCGUGGAGACAGGCGGCCGUACAUCCCGCUCGUCUCAGGGGCGGCGCCGCCCACUACACUGAGGAGAUCGUGACAACCAUACGCCCCCACGCCGCCCGAGCCGUGCCCGCGCCCUGAGGGUCCGCGCCGCUACCUGAGAUUAUACCCACCCCCCGGCACAGUGUCGGUGGUGGUGGUGGUGGUGGUGGUGGCGUGCGGGCGGUUGGGGCGCCCCCAGUGUGCCUCCCCAACACAGCACCACACCUGCAGCCGCGCCGUCUCGCCCCUCCCCGCCGUGCCCGCUACCCACAUGCCCACCUACCCACCUCUAACAGGGCACCCCGUCACCCACCGGCCGCCAGGCGUCCCGCGCCAGCUGAUCAACAGCAGGGCGUGGCGGCGUCAGGCUGCGGGCGCGGGCGUGGGCGGGGCGGGGCGGGGCGGGGUGAGGCGGUGCCCCUACAUACCCAGCGUGACGUGACCCACACCCCUGCCCACCGCCUCCCGCCCCCCUCUGGUGUCCCGUGAGCGUUCAGUGUUGCCGCUACAGCCGGCGGGCGCGGGUCGCGUCGCUGAUCAAUACGCGGCCGUCGGUGCUGGGGCGCGGGCGCCGGCGGCCGCUGAGCAGGGCGGCCGCAACUCUCGCCCGCAGAUAACCUGCCAAGUAUGCAAACAAUCAAUGAUUGUUUCAUUAAGAGAAUACUGUAAUUAAUCUACUGUCGUAGGUCGUAUCAGUUUUCUUUGUUAGAGAAAAUGUAUUCAUACCUUUAAGAAAAUAUCUGCCAUUUACCAGGCAGGCAGCCAUUACUGUAACGAUGCCGGUGAAAUAAAUGACAGUUUGUUGACACGAGGCGUCAUUACCACCACGAUGAGCCAUGCGGCGCGGCGUGUGUGUGUGUGUGUGUGUGUGUGUGUGUGUGUGUGUGUGUGUGUGUGUGUGUGUGUGUGUGUGUGUGUGUGUGCGUGCGGUGCCCCAUGCCUGCCCUGCACCGCCAAGCGCCUCGCCGCGGAAGGAGAAGAGCGGACCGGGCGCGGGACGUCACGGGGCGCGUGGCAGGUAGUGGUGGUGGUGGUGUCGGUGUCUUGGCAGAGGGCGCCAGGCGGCCUGUACCCCGCCACCCCGCGCCGCCGCCACCCUCCUCCUCCUCCUCCUCCUCCUCCUCCUCCUCCUCCUCCUCUUCCUCCUCCUCCUCCUCCUCCUUCUCCUCCACCUCCUUUUCUCCCAGAGAUAUGUUAACGCUCUCUAGUCAUUUCUGACGAAUAUGUACAGUGUAUGUGUGUGUGUGUGUGUGUGUGUGUGUGUGUGUGUGUGUGUGUGUGUGUGUGUCCUUCACGGGCAGUGUUGCCAAUAAUAGUCACCCCCUCCCCCUUAUCGUCUCCCCUGUGCAAGCGAAACGAAAGAAAACACGAUGCCAUUUUUUCAGCUACUUAAAGAGGACGAGACGCGCCUCUAACUCUUGGUAUUUGACCUCCUCGCUCUCUCUCUCUCUCUCUCUCUCUCUCUCUCUCUCUCUCUCUCUCUCUCUCGGUAAAACAAAGGACAAUAACAAUAAUCAAUAUUUUGCGUCACUAAAACACUGCAGCAAAAUUUUCUUUCUUCUUAAUUUUUCUACUCGAAAUUUUCCUUUCACUCAUUAAAGAAAACGAAGACUACUCUCUCUCUCUCCCUCUCUUUCUCUCUCCCUCUUUCUCUCUGGUACUGUUUGUUGUGUUUGUUUGUUUGUUUGUUUGUCUCGUCUACCUAAGUUUAUAAAAAGCGCGUUUGCACCAAGUUGUUGUUAUUGUUGUUAUUGUUAUUUGUUGAUAUAAAACAUCAGAGCUUUAUUUUUUUUUUCAUAUACGAUAUUUUUUUUUUGUUUCGUUCAUUUUUCUUGCGUUUGGAAAGUUUUGUUUUAGUGAGUCUUUUCUCGUUAACCGCGUUUCGUUCGCUUGAAUUUAUCGUUUAAGAUUUGUUCUGUUAUUCGAUCUUCUCAUACGUAGAUCUGACGGGUGGUUCUCUCUCUUAUUCCCUUCCUUAUUUCUCUCUUUAUCAUCUCCUCGCUUCCUCAUUGUUCAUUCGUGUUUCUUUUUUUUCCAUCUUUAUCCCGUUUUUCUCUUAGCUUUCUCUUAAUUUCUUCUUAUUUCCAUCUACUUUCUUCUUUACCUGUUUCUUCCCUUCUCUCUUCUUUAUUUUCCUGUCUCUUUACCGCUUUUAUCGCUCCUUCAAUCCAUUCUUUCUCCUCUUUCAAUUCCUUUUUUCUUCCAUUUAUUUAUCAACUCCUUCCCACCUACUCACUUUUCUUCUCUAUCCACCUUUCAUUCUCAUCUAGUCUUCCGUCUUUUCUCUCUCGUCUCCACUCUCUCCUGUCAUUCCUUCCUUCUGUCACUCCUGCCUCUGCUCUCCACUCCCUCCUCGCACCAACAGCACGUCCCUUUAACUCUGUCUACCAGUCUUGUAUCCCAGGAGCGAGUCUUCCGGCCCGCCACUAGCCAGCGAGCCUCCCUCCCCCCACAUCCCCCGUCCCUCGCUUGUCUCUCCUCACCCUGCCAGCCACCAGAGGAAGUGAUCGUUUGCUCAUCCGAAGAGAAACAUAAUAAUGGCCAGAGUUCUUUCAGCGUAGAAAUCUCAAGGGAAUGAAGGGGCUUUGCAAGACGCUAUCACAGUUCGCGAUAUGCUUGCUACGAUGAUGAUGAUGAUGAUGAUGAUGAUAAUACUGAUGAUUAUGUACAUUUGGUGUAAAGAAUCUUAUAUUAUUAAACUGAUCUAUAU
Scylla paramamosain (green mud crab) is the source of this 6429-nucleotide messenger RNA. Its product is annotated as cyclin-dependent kinase 5 activator 1-like. NCBI's taxonomy places the organism in Eukaryota, Metazoa, Arthropoda, Malacostraca, Decapoda, Portunidae. Gene Ontology annotation, molecular function: protein kinase binding; cyclin-dependent protein serine/threonine kinase activator activity. Gene Ontology annotation, biological process: axon guidance. Gene Ontology annotation, cellular component: protein kinase 5 complex; growth cone; cytoplasm. The record is from RefSeq and is a predicted model, not a curated record.